Messenger RNA from Coregonus clupeaformis (lake whitefish), 1187 nucleotides. Its product is annotated as zinc finger protein 135-like. Gene Ontology annotation, molecular function: RNA polymerase II cis-regulatory region sequence-specific DNA binding; DNA-binding transcription factor activity, RNA polymerase II-specific. Gene Ontology annotation, biological process: regulation of transcription by RNA polymerase II. The transcript is spliced from 3 exons. The record is from RefSeq and is a predicted model, not a curated record. Lineage: Eukaryota; Metazoa; Chordata; Actinopteri; Salmoniformes; Salmonidae. The coding region runs from base 1 to 927 and encodes 308 amino acids.
AUGAGUACAGUGAAAGAAGAGGAAGACGCGUUCAGAGUGAAAGAGGAGGAGGAUGUUACAGUGAAAGAAGAGGAAGAAGCGUUAAGAGUGAAAAGAGAAGAGAAUAUUACCGUGAAAGAAGAGGAUGCCGUUUUUGGAGCGAAGAGGGAGGGAGAGAUAACUGUCACAUUGAAGGAGGAGGAGGAAGAGACUGAAGGUCUAAUUAACACCAGAGAGAGACCAGACUCUCACUCUGACAGCGGGAAGAGUCCUUCAGGGGAACCAGACCCAGAGACGGCCAAACCAGAGAGACGACAUCAGUGCUCCCACUGUGAAAAGAGUUUUACUCAUUUAGGGAGUCUGAAAAUGCACGAGAGAAUACACACAGGAGAAAGGCCUUACCACUGCUCCCACGGUGGAAAGAGUUUUACUCAUUUAGGGAGUGUGAAAAUGCACGGGAGAAUACAUACAGGAGAAAAGCCUUACCACUGCUCCCACUGUGGAAAGAGUUUUACUCAGUUAGGGGCCCUGGUUGGGCAUGAGAGAACACACACAGGAGAGAAGCCUUAUCACUGUUCCCACUGUGGAAAGAGUUUUAUGUGGUAUGGGAGCCUGAAUGAGCAUGAGAGGACACACACAGGAGAAAAUCCCUACCAAUGUUCCCAGUGUGAAAAGAGUUUUACCCAUCGAGGGAGCCUGAAAAUGCAUGAAAGAAUACACACAGGAGAAAAGCCCUACCAAUGUUCCCAGUGUGAAAAGAGUUUUACCAGAUCAUGGGACCUGAAAAGGCAUGAGAGAACACACACAGGAGAAAAGCCUUACCAACAUACUAAAACACAGGAGGACAAGACAUACCACUGCUCUCAUUGUGGAAAGACAUUUUCCCAGUCAGAGGACCUGAAAUCCCAUGAGAGAAUAGAGAGGCUGUGUUCUGAUUUAUGUUUUUGACUUUGGUAGCUUGCUAGACAACAUAGCCAAAACAUUAUAGCUCUUGAGAUUAUUUCGGUGUCACUGUGUUUAAGAAAAUAUAUGUUGUAUAGAUAGUUACCCCAUUUAUUUCAUAUGUAAGUUACUAAUCAGCUGGCUGAAUAGCUAGAAUAGCCUACCACUAGGCUAGUAGCUCAUCUUAACUAGCUAACAUCCUCCUAUCUGGCUAAGUAACACUAGGCUAAUGCUAACAAGCUAGCUAACAUCCUCCUAUCUGGCUA